Molecule: messenger RNA, 930 nt
Organism: Macaca mulatta (Rhesus monkey)
Lineage: Eukaryota; Metazoa; Chordata; Mammalia; Primates; Cercopithecidae
Product: olfactory receptor 5J3-like
Biological process (GO): G protein-coupled receptor signaling pathway
Cellular component (GO): membrane
Molecular function (GO): olfactory receptor activity; G protein-coupled receptor activity
Source: RefSeq, a predicted model, not a curated record
UGGAAUCAUACAGGUGUGAAGGAAUUCCUCCUGGUAGGAUUAACUGAAAAUCCUAAUUUGCAGAUCCCACUGUUUUUGCUUUUCACUCUUAUUUAUUUCAUCACUUUGUUGGGUAAUUUGGGCAUAAUUAUCUUAAUCUGGUUAAAUGUCCAACUUCAUACUCCAAUGUACUUCUUCCUUGGCAACCUCUCCUUUUGUGAUAUCUGCUACUCUACUGUCUUUGCUCCUAAGAUGCUAGCCAAUUUCCUAUCAAAACAUAAAUCCAGUACAUUUUCUGGCUGUGUUCUACAGAGUUUCUCUUUUGCAGUAUAUGUAACCACAGAGGGCAUUCUCCUGUCCAUGAUGGCUUAUGAUCGUUAUGUGGCCAUAGCUAAUCCCUUGUUGUAUACAGUCAUUAUGACCCAAACAGUUUGUAUUCAGAUGGUCCUUGCAUCUUACUUGGGUGGGCUCAUUAAUUCUCUGACACACACAAUAGGUUUGCUCAGAUUAGACUUCUGUGGUCCUAAUAUUGUGAAUCAUUAUUUCUGUGACAUUCCUCCUCUUCUGAGGCUUUCUUGCUCUGAUGCUCAUAUCAAUGAAAUGCUGCUCUUGGUCUUCUCUGGGCUUAUUGCAAUGUUCACUUUCAUUGUCAUUAUGGUGUCUUAUAUCCGGAUCAUCAUUGCCAUCCGGAGAAUUCGUUCAGCUGAGGGAAGGUACAAAGCCUUCUCCACUUGUGCCUCCCACCUGACCACUGUGACCUUAUUCUAUGGGUCUGUUUCUUUUAGUUACAUCCAGCCAAGCUCUCAGUAUUCCCUGGAACAGGAAAAGGUCUCAGCUGUGUUUUAUACAUUGGUGAUCCCCAUGCUAAACCCACUUAUUUAUAGCCUGAGAAAUAAGGAUGUAAAAGAUGCAGUAAAAAGGUCGAUAUGGUGGAAGAGAAGCCCCACUUGA